GUCUACAGCUUAGGACAACUGUCAAGAACUCUCCAUCAAUUGUGUUCUAGUUUGUCUUUGUGUCCUAGACGGGAACACAGCCAACCUGGGACCAUGUCCAAUCUCCUCUCCGCGUCUACUUUGGAGCCACAUCUGAUCCGGAAGUUGGAUCAGAUAGUGGCCAAAUGGCGCGCCUCCAACCACGAGCCCUCUCCUCUCUUGCUUCAUCUCUACCGGAACUCAGCGAACAUCGAUGUCCUGCGCCGGAUCAUUCAAAACCACAUUGCUCUCAUCACCCGGCGAUCUCAGGAUGCCGCCGACGGUGAAAUUAGCCUCUAUGACCGGGCUCUGGUUGAGAUCGGUCAGAAUGGGCUUGGAAUCGGCUCCGAAGUGCAAGACUUCUACCUAACUGAGUUUCUCGGAGCUAACAUCUCCUGCUCGGUUAACCAGCAAGUUGCCUCCGAUUACAUGCAAUUUAACCUCGAAUUGGACAACGCCUUCGGACUCGGCGACAGCGACAGUGUCACCGGAGCCGCCAGCGCCCUCAUCGACCCCAGCGUUGGUGCGGAUGCCCCGGCCACACAAGGUGCACCCGGAAGACCUGGCUCCCCCUGCCACGGGGUCAGCAUCCAGCCGAACAUCAACCGCCUCAUCAUCCGCUUCCGCCAGGCGAAGAACGACUUCUACCGCCGGAGCGAGAGCAACACAGAUACAGAGUCCUCCGUUCGGUUCCUGCGCGACACGGCGGAGAAUGCGCUGCAGUACCUCCGGGCCAACGGGCGUCCCAACCAUUCCCUCAUUCCGGACAUCGAAUAUCAUUUCCGGCUGGCCCGCGACCGCGCCGCGCAGCUCUCCGGAGGUCGUCAGCGUCGCUUUGAAGACCCGAGUCGUGGCCCCGGAAUCCCCUACCGCGGGCCACGUCGCGAGGAUUCCCGUCGCUUUGUGGGAGAUCCAACUCCGCGCCCCAGGGUUUAUGAGGCACCUCGUGGAGGAGAUCCCGGACGUCCAUUCGAGGAACCCUCCAACGGUAACAGCGACAACCCCGAGGGCAGCGUCUCUUUGCCACACAAGCGUAAGCGCCCCAUUGAUAGCUACCGCCCUUCGCGUGACAACUGAGCCAGAUCCCAGCCUUCUGGGCACGGAAUGAAUAUCGAGGAUGACAUGAGGGGGUACAUUGGGUAUCUGCUCGUUCUGCUAUCUAUUAACUGACCAAGGUGCUCUAUGUUCAUGGCGAUUGGAUACAAAAAUGCGGGGAUGAUCUGGAAGAGGGUGUUGUAUGUAGCGGAAAAGUUUCUUCUUCUUUUUAAAAUUGAUAGGAGGAUAAUUAGUUAACGAGUGGGUGUUGAAUGAGUUUCUUGGCUGCAGAUCGCCGGCUCUUUAGCUUGAGAGCUGCCGCCACGUGCUCCGGAGGAGUUGUCGUUCACUCUUAUCGAUCCUUGAAAACUGUCUCCUCUUCUUUUGCAUCCUGCCUUAACCUUCCG
Aspergillus homomorphus CBS 101889 is the source of this 1460-nucleotide messenger RNA. RefSeq lists its product as uncharacterized. The transcript has 2 exons. The coding region runs from base 94 to 1095 and encodes 333 amino acids. The record is from RefSeq and is a predicted model, not a curated record. NCBI's taxonomy places the organism in Eukaryota, Fungi, Ascomycota, Eurotiomycetes, Eurotiales, Aspergillaceae.